AUGGCGGUGUGUGUAUGGACUUGUCAAAACAUAAUACUGCAUUCAACUAUAAUAUAUUCAACUGUAAAUGGAAGCAAAUGCUGUUUUUGAUACUCUGGCCAGCCAGAUGAGGAUGGUCUCUCCCUCUAUACCCUGGUUCUUCUCAAUGGAUAUCCAAAUUAGAAGUGUUUCCUAGCCACUUUGGCUAUUCACCUUGGCUUUCUCUUUGGAGGUGUACUUUGUGAAAAAAAGUCAUAGAUAAGAUUUGAUUGGUUGAUUGACUAACACAAUUUCUUCUCUCUGUGACCCAUGCAGAUACCAGAUCCACACGGGCCUCCAGCACUCGGUCAUCCGGCCCACCCAGGCCAACUGCCUGCCCCUGGAGAACGUCACGCUGCCCCAAAAGCUCCGGCAGGCGGGCUACUCCACCCACAUGGUGGGCAAGUGGCACCUGGGCUUCUACAAGCGCGGCUGCAUGCCCACCCAGCGCGGCUUCGACACUUUCUUUGGGUCCCUGCUGGGUAGUGGUGACUACUACAGCCAUUAUAAAUGUGACGGUCCUGGCAUGUGUGGCUAUGAUCUUUAUGAAGGGGAGGAGGCGGCCUGGGAACAAGAUAGGGGCCAAUACUCAACCCUGAUGUUCACCCAAAAAGCUGUGGACAUCCUGGCUCACCACAACCCUCAGAAACCCUUAUUCCUCUACUUGGCCUUUCAGGCGGUCCACUCCCCGCUACAGGUGCCUGCUCGCUACCUGGAGCGCUACAAGUCCAUCCCUAACUUACAUCGUCGCAAGUACGCCGCCAUGGUGUCCUGCUUGGACGAGGCCAUCCACAACCUCACGCUGGCGCUAAAGCGCUACGGUUUCUACGACAAUACAGUGAUAGUGUACUCGUCAGACAACGGGGGCCAGCCUAUGGCCGGGGGCAGCAACUGGCCACUGAGGGGGAGCAAGGCAACUUACUGGGAGGGGGGCAUCCGGGCCGUAGGCUUCGUCCACAGUCCCCUGCUUGUGAACAAGGGGACCCGAUGUCGGGCGUUGAUCCACAUCACGGACUGGUUCCCCACCCUGGUGUCCUUGGGGGAGGGGACUCUGGAUGAAGACCUCAACCUGGAUGGGUACGACGUGUGGGAGACCAUCAGCGAGGGCCGUCCAUCCCCCCGUCAGGACAUACUGCACAACAUCGACCCCAUCUACACUAAGGCCAAGAACGGAUCCUGGAAGGCCGGCUACGGCCUCUGGAACACGGCCAUCCGGGCCGCCCUCCGGGUGGGUCACUGGAAGCUCCUUACUGGGGUGCCGGGCUACAGCGACUGGGUCCCUCCGCAGACGUUCUCCAAUAUACUUCUGACCAACCGCUGGCAUAACGAACGCAUCCGCUGGGAUCGUGGAAAGUCCAUCUGGCUGUUCAACAUCACGGCAGACCCCUAUGAACGAGUGGACCUGUCGCUACACUACCCACACAUAGUGAAGAAGAUGCUAUUGAGGCUAGCACAGUUCAAUAGGACGGCCAUUCCGGUGCGCUACCCAGCUAAAGACUCCCGCUCCAACCCUAACUUUAAUGGAGGGGUGUGGGGACCCUGGUACAAGGAGGAAGAGGAAGAAGAUGAAGACGCUAGGGAGACUAACCUCCUCACCAACUACCUGGCCAAGAAGAGACGGAAGAAGAAAGCAAAGAAGAAGAGGAAGCUCUGA
Coregonus sp. 'balchen' is the source of this 1672-nucleotide messenger RNA. The record is from the annotation of a GenBank genome assembly. NCBI's taxonomy places the organism in Eukaryota, Metazoa, Chordata, Actinopteri, Salmoniformes, Salmonidae.